Messenger RNA from Helianthus annuus (common sunflower), 660 nucleotides. RefSeq lists its product as uncharacterized. Lineage: Eukaryota; Viridiplantae; Streptophyta; Magnoliopsida; Asterales; Asteraceae. The transcript has a single exon. The coding region runs from base 1 to 660 and encodes 219 amino acids. The record is from RefSeq and is a predicted model, not a curated record. Gene Ontology annotation, molecular function: nucleic acid binding; zinc ion binding.
AUGGUUACAUCGUCACAUCCUGCGACAGUCACCGAAGCCAUCAGGAUUUCUGUAAACCUUACCGAGGAAGCAAAAAGCAUGAAUAAAUUCGACAAGAAAGGUACCGAGAAAACAAAAGAAAAACAUGUGGAAUCCACAUCACACGACAACAAGCCGAAAUUCUCUCAGUGUAAGAAAGGAUCCCGACCAAAUAAUAAGAAAAAGGAAAACCCCACAAAGAAAACGGGUAAAGCAUUUGUGGCAACAGCAGAGACAGAACUGAACGGUUAUGCAGGAAAUGCACCUAAGUGCAACCGGUGCGGUUAUCAUCACAAUGGUGGGUGCCGAACCAUCAAGUGUGAGAAAUGCGGGAAGAUGGGUCACCGCACAGAAAGUUGUUGGAGUAACAACAAAGGGAAUAGAAAGGAAGGUAAGAAAGAUGGAGGCAAUGGUAAUGGAAACGGACGAGGGAAGAACCAAGAUUGUUUUAGCUGUGGUGAAAUGGGACACUUUAAGAAGGACUCUCCCAAGGAGAACAAAGGCCACGGACGAGCCUUUGUAAUUGGAGCUCAAGAGGCGCGACAGGAUCCAAAUUUGAUCACCGGUACGUUCCCUGUCAACGAUCAUUUUGCUUCUAUUCUAUCUGAUACCGAUGCAGAUUUUAGUUUCAUAUCUUUAUAA